AUGCGCUCCAAGCGAUAUCACCCGAGGUUCAAUCCUAGUCCUCGACUUUGUAUCUUUGUUUCAGGAACCAGGACAACUGAGAUUCUGCAUAUGGAACGGUCAAUCCAACUGAUGCAACAAUGGUUGGAGGCGGAAGAACAGGGGAGUGUGGCUCAUCUUGCAGUGGCAGCAGCCACUUCCUUUUCGUUCAUGCAUUACUACAUUCGUGAGGAUGCGGAGGGAGCACUGGAGGAGGGGGUGAAGUUGUUCAAGGCAACCCGACAGAAGGCAGAGAACGCCGGAUGGAUCUCAUCCUUCGGCAUGGAGAGGACUCUAUUCGUCGUCGGCGAAACCCUUUGCCACCGAUAUGCGAAGGGUGGAUCUGACGAUGACCUCGCCGAGUCGGUUCAACUUCUUCUUGAUAUCUUGAAUCUCUUCACCCCCCAAGAUAGUUUCUGCUUCACAACCCUUGACACUCUUGUCCUCUCGACGAUUUUCAAUCUAGCUCGGACUAUCGAAUCUCCUGAGAUCUGGCUCAAAUGCCUCAGCGGCCUUCAUGAUAUCGUAUGUGUUUACAUUUCGGGAGAAUCUAACGGAGCCGAUCUUCCCGACGUCUUGUUCGAAACUCUAGAUGCGUGUCUUUCUGCACCCACGUCCCGCGCGGCAUGUGUUCUUCACAUUGCAGAUCUCUUUCACAGCGGGGGGAAAUGCGACGAAUUGCCCUACUACGAUCAAUUUUGUUCCGAUGAUGAUGUGACGAACAACGCUUCGCUCUGGGUUGAUUCCUGGGAGGAUGAUCGUCGUGGCCUACGUGAAGCAAUAUCAAAUGGACAUAUUUCUCCUCAUCUCGUUUUCAGGUUCAAAGCAAUUCUGGUUCACCGCCCGAUCACAUCCGGCAGGAUCCUGUUCCGUGCCCCAAAUCCUGUAGAGGUACACGACUGUUCCUUUGAAUUUGAGGUAUUUCCAAUGAAUGGGCGCCCGGAUACGAUGUCCCAAGUUUCUCUGGAUCACACGGCCUUCAUACGAGUGGUAGAGAAAUUUUGCAAACCCAUGUCUCGCGAUGAACUAUCUUUUUAUAUCAACGACAUCAGGGAGUUCAACCCACCCGUUUUCUCCGCUGUCCCACGCCAGUGGACUCAAUCGCCCUGUAUUCGUGCAUGUCUUCUUAGGACCCGAUACGUUCAGAAUCGUCAUUAUCAAGAUUUAAAGGAACUAGGAAGUCUGAUGCUCACGGUCCACCUAGAAAGAGAGCCAGGGUACUCAAACAUUCUUUGCUUUGUUGCAAAUGAAUAUAGGGAUGAAGAGACUGUGAUGACGUCCGUUGACAUCGCUGCCCCCCUUUUUCAGGAAUACGUCAAGGUUCAGGUUCGAGGCUCUCCGGGACAUUUUCUAGGUGUUGUUGGGCUGGCGUCAACCCUUAUGUUGUCGUCAUUUCAUCAUGAGGCCGCAGUUACACUAGCUGCAUCGCUCGAGAUCCUCAGGGAGGCACUUCCUUCUGGUGCAUCUUGGAUCACAGCGCGUAAAACAGUAAUCCUUGGCCGAAUGUUGAACUACCGGGUCAGACAUUUUUCCGCCUCCAAUGACGCGCUGACAAAAUCCAUCCCGAUCCUUACGCGCAUCCUCGAUCUUCUUCCGCCUCAACCGCCCCCAUAUGUUUCUAUCCUGGAACUCCUAGUGGUUUCAACGGCACUUGCCCUAUCACAGCGGGUGUCGGGGAAGGACUGGCACGACGCAAUGACCUUUCUUGCGAAAGGGUUAGAGCUGUAUGUCACUAGCAAUGUCGCUAGCAACGAUGGCGAACCGGAAUCGUCAAAUUCUUAUUCGAAAAAAGAAUUGGACACUCUAAAUCUGUUAUUCAACAGUAGUUUGGAUGGUCUCUACCGGUUUACGCUUGGAGUUGAAGCUAUGUGUUUAAUUCACAUGGCGGACGUUCUUCAGUAUAGCGCUUUUGAUGUUUUGCAUCACCCCCAGUCACUCCUUCUAUCGUUCACGAUAUACCAACGAAGCCUGCGUCUGCCACUGAGUAGCAAGUUGUCUGAUGAUGCGCAGUUCCUGGAGCAAAAUGAUCUUAAAUGGGCCUGGGAAGAUGAGCGCGAGGCCUUGCGCAAGGCCAUCACGGCGUCUGUGCACCACACAAUCCCCCCAGUUGACUCUCUACCAAAGAGUUCGUACACGUUCGAAUAUAGGGUUCUUCGCGAGGGUAACACCAAGUCUUCUGAACAUAAAUGUAUCUUUCGCUACUACCCUAUCGAGGGACAUCAAGAAACUUUCGAUGAUGCGCGUUCGGACCUCCACGACUUGCAACUAGAAAAAAACUUUCGCCUUCCGUGGCCUGAGGACCUCAUUGCAUUGCCGGCGUCAAGCGAUUCCUCAGUUCCAGGCUUGCCAACAAGCAGUAUAAUUCCUGGAAUUGACAAGUUUCUCUCAAGCAACGAAAACGUUCUGUUCCUUCCGCUGGAGCAACGAACUAUUAAAGCACUUCUUCGGCAUCUUGGUUCCAAAGUUCGUCAUACUGAGAAUCACGUUUUUGACGCAACCGAAACCUUGAUUAAUCAAUCAUCCAAGAGAUUUUAUAUGGACCCGAGCGAAUUAGUUCUCGAGACCCGUAUGCGGCGCCUCAAGGACGGGUCCGCUUAUCUUGCACGGGCGGGGCCUAUCCAGGCUCUCAUUUCAAAAGGACCAGAAAAAUGUUUAGAGCUUGUUGACAGAUCUCGUGCUCUAUUUUGGACGCGGCUGUUACGGCUACGAACCUCAUUUGAUGGUUUGCCGGAAGGUCUGGCGCAGCAACUUCAACAAACCGCCAUCGAGCUUGAUCAUUGCAAGGGACAAGUGAAUUCCAGUGUCUCAAAAGCCGAGGCUAAAGAGCAGAUGAAGCUAGAGACCUCGUUUGAAAGGCUUGUGGAUCAGGUCCGCGCUAUCCCCGGAUUCAAGGAUUUCCUGCUACCGAAAACGUAUGAUAUUCUAAUGAAGGUCGCAUCAGAAGGGCCAGUUGUGGUACUGAUUGGAAAUUCGUCAACAUAUGCCGCCCUGCUCAUUCGCCAGUCUGGUAUUGACGCAAUUUACUUAUCUACACUCACAGAGAAUGUCCUGGAAAACCUGUUGAUUGGGAUACAACAAGCUAAUCGAGCGUCUCGUUCUAUUUUACAGCAGGAAGAGUAUGUCUCAGAACAAGAAAGGGGAGGCAAGCCCAAAUUUUCAGCCCGCUCCCUGCCCGCUUAUGCAAAGAUGCUUGGUGGCUUAUGGCAGCACAUAGCAAAACCAGUUCUCGAACGCUUGGGCGCCACCUCGAAUGUAGAUCCGAUGAAGCGCACGCGUCUUUGGUGGUGUCCCACUGGUCCCUUUGGAUUUCUUCCUCUCCACGCUGCGGGGUUAGGUUUCGGCACACCCAACGUCGAAUGUGUUUCAACAUACGCUGUUUCUUCUUACACACCAACUAUUUCAGCCCUCCUCUCAGCUCGUUCAAAGCCUUCCACGCUUCUUAGCUCACAGCUCAAGAUGCUAGUGUUAGCCCAACCAACGACCAAAGGUCACACAAGUUUGCCAAUGACGGUGAACGAAGUAAAGGUUAUUGAACAAUUUACCCCUCCCAACCAACUUCUUCGGUUGGGUGAGGCUGGUACACCACUGACUAUUUCUAAUUCAAACCGCACUGUAGAAGAUGCGACCACUCACCUCGCUCAAACUUCAAUUCUUCAUCUUGCUUGUCACGGUCAUCAAGACCGAGGUGAUCCUCUGAAUAGCGGCUUUGAGCUUGAAGAUGGGCGGCUGACGCUUGCUAAAUUGAUUGGCUGCCAGACGCCCAACGCAUUUCUCGCCUUUCUUAGUGCUUGCGAGAGCGCAUCGAACGACCUGUCAAUUCCGGACGAAACUCUUAACCUCGCAGCUGCUAUGAUUUACGCCGGCUUUCGAAGUGUUAUUGGCACAAUGUGGACGAUGGACGAUAAUGACGGGCCUGAAAUCGCGCGAACGGUAUAUGAGGAGUUGUUUAAAGACCCCGAUCAAGAAGUGGACCCGAAAUUGAUACCAUAUGCACUUGAUUUAGCAGUCCGGAGAUUACAAGAGAAAGGAGUUCACCCAAGCCGAUGGGCUACAUAUAUUCAUCUCGGUGUUUGAUUCCCUCAUUCUUCAAUUUUGGCUACUUAGAUCCACGAUAUACAUUAGUCUUUAGUC
This is a messenger RNA of Laccaria bicolor S238N-H82, 4149 nucleotides long. RefSeq lists its product as uncharacterized. The coding region runs from base 1 to 4092 and encodes 1363 amino acids. The record is from RefSeq and is a predicted model, not a curated record. NCBI's taxonomy places the organism in Eukaryota, Fungi, Basidiomycota, Agaricomycetes, Agaricales, Hydnangiaceae. The transcript has 6 exons.